Eurytemora carolleeae is the source of this 1042-nucleotide messenger RNA. RefSeq lists its product as uncharacterized. Lineage: Eukaryota; Metazoa; Arthropoda; Copepoda; Calanoida; Temoridae. The record is from RefSeq and is a predicted model, not a curated record. The transcript is spliced from 6 exons. Bases 488 to 1042 code for a protein of 184 amino acids.
GAGAACUGCUUCACACUGGAAAGAAUAUCCUGGGAUGGGAUCAGCUUGCUGCGGAUUAUCUAGAACUGGUUUUAUUUACUGCUAGCUCAGGGAGGCAGGUCCUACAGGCAACCUGCUUACACAGCAUCAGUUUGGUUCUAGCUCUGGUGGAGCCCUACAUGGUUCCUGGUCUGGAGGAGGUACUGGAUAGGGUUGGAACCUGGCUAGGUUCUAGAACAGGAGAACUAGAAGAACAGGGAGGUAAAACCCUCCUGGGUUUACUCCUGCUCCGACAAGAGGCCAGGAAACAGGAGAUAUCCCACCAACUGUCAGGAGUCAGCACCAUCUCGUUAAAAACACCAGCUGUGAAAAUAUCAUUUUGAGAAAGUAAAGAAACUGAAGUUUCUGAUAAUAUUGAAACUUAAGUUUUCUAAAAUAUUGAAACUUAAGUUUCAUAAAGUAUUAAAACUAAAGUUUGAAAGAAUAUAGAAACUAAAGUUUCAGAAAAAUGGACGAAUUUGAUGAGGUUGAGAAUGAAGUUCCUUUGUAUAAAAGGGUAGUAAAGAAGACUGGAGGUAAAGGACGGAGUAAACCUUCUCACUUUGGGUUUACCAGUUCAGAUGAUGAUGAAACCCACGUGUCUAAAACUGAUUCCUCUGUAAAUAUUACUCCACCGCCGCCGAGCUCCCCGGAAUCCAGAAAACAAGUGAGGAAAGAUGUUCUAGCGACAAUUAACAGUGCAUUGAAUCCUAAAAGAAAGUUUGAAAAUACAGAAGAAGGAAAAAGUAUGAAAAGGAAACCUGAAAUAGAAACGCAGGUGAAGGAGACCUCCAGGAGGGCUCCUAAGGAGCAGGUUGUCAAGCCAAGCAAGGAGUUGAAGGAGCUGGAGAGGAUUAUAAAUAAACAAACAGAUAAAACUGAAGUUAACAAGUAUAUUCUGGUCGUCAUUGAUCCUGCUUUAGUGUCCAGUCCUCCAGGAUCAGAAAUCCUUAAUAUUCUCAACAAUCCCCCUUCAGGGAAACCAGAGCACAUUUUCCAGUUUAGUGUAGAAAAUCUAAAAUGA